UAUUCACACGCUGCCUUGAGUCAGUGUUUCAGCUUGGCUCUAGUCACAGUCGGGGUCUGACAGGCAUACAGCUGGAGCUGGCCGCUUGGCACAGGAUGUGAUGCAGCAAACUGUACAUCUGCAGCAUUGGCCAGAGUCUGAGCAGGUGGAGUGGUGUUGAGGAGCACUGAACAGGACGGCAGACAUCAUGGUGACCAUCCCAGAAUACUAUGCAGGGAAAAAUGUGCUCAUCACUGGUGCAACAGGUUUCAUGGGCAAGGUGCUGCUGGAGAAGCUGCUGCGGUCCUGCCCAGGAGUCAAAUGUGUCUAUGUGAUGGUCAGGUCGAAAGCUGGUCAAAGCCCUCAGGCCCGCAUCGCUGACAUGAUCAACUGCAAGUUGUUUGAAAGAUUGCAAGAUGAGCAGCCGGGCUUUGCAGAGAAGAUCAUAGCAGUGAACAGCGACCUCACACAGCCAGAGCUGGAUCUGAGCAAAGAGGAUCAGAGCAUCCUGGCUGAAAACAUUAACAUCGUUUUCCACUGUGCUGCCACCAUCCGCUUUAAUGAGCCACUCAAAGAUGCAAUGCAGUUGAAUGUCCUGGCCACCCAGAAGAUGGUUGCACUGGCCCACAGGAUGAAGCACCUGCAGAUCUUCAUUCAUAUCUCCACAGCUUACGCCAACUGUGACCGAGAGCUCAUUGAGGAAAUCGUCUACCCUCCCCCCGUAGACUACCGUAGACUCAUCGAUUCUCUGGACUGGAUGGAUGACGAGCUGGUGUCUGCUCUGACUCCUAAGCUGAUCGGUGAGCGUCCCAACACCUACACCUACACCAAAGCCUUGGCUGAGUAUAUGGUGCAGCAGGAGGCAGGAGACCUCAAUGUAGCCAUCAUCAGACCAUCCAUUGUAGGAGCAAGCUGGAAGGAGCCCUUUCCUGGCUGGAUUGAUAACUUCAAUGGACCUAGUGGAAUAUUCAUUGCAGCUGGUAAGGGGAUCCUGCGUACAAUGAGAGCAUCUAAUGAUGCAGUGGCUGACCUGGUGCCUGUGGACGUGGUCAUCAACGCCACGCUGGCUGCAGCUUGGUACUCUGGAUCUCAGAGGCUCAACAGGCCUAGAAACAUCUUGGUUUACAACUGCACGACCGGUGGGAUCAACCCGUUUCACUGGGGGGAAGUCGAGUACCAUGUAAUAUCCACAUUCAAGAGGAACCCCCUUGAGCAGGCCUUUCGUCGGCCCAAUGUUAAUCUCACAUCCAAUCACCUAAUCAAUCAGUACUGGAUCGCUGUGAGCCACAAGGCUCCGGCCUUCCUCUAUGAUCUGUACCUCAGGCUGAUUGGACGAGAGCCCAGGAUGAUGAAAACAAUCACUCGCCUCCACAAAGCCAUGAUGGUCCUGGAGUAUUUCACCAGUCACUCCUGGGUGUGGAACACUGACAAUGUUGCCAUGCUGAUGUCCCAGAUGAGCCCAGAGGAUAAAAAGGUGUUUAAUUUUGAUGUGCGUCAGCUGCACUGGGCGGAGUACAUGGAAAGUUACUGCAUGGGCACCAAAAAAUACGUCCUCAAUGAAGAGCUUUCGGGCCUGCCCGCGGCACGUAAACACCUCAACAAGCUGAGGAACAUCCGCUAUUCCUUCAACACCAUCCUCGUGGUGCUCAUCUGGCGCGUCUUCAUCGCCCGAUCCCAGAUGGCCAGAAACAUCUGGUACUUUGUGGUGAGCCUCUGCUUCAAAUUCCUCUCCUACUUCAGAGCUUCCUCCACCAUGAGAUAAUGAGCCCGGGACCGGGUGGCAGGUGGCGAGGCGGAGGGGUGAAAACAUGAGGAACAGUGGUUGUGGAUGAUGAGAGGUGCCUGAGCUCAAAGCCUUUCAAAUGGUACCAUGCUGUCUGUCUCUGGCCUCGUGUUCGCCCUGACACUCACGGAUGAAAUGGAACUGUUAAAUCCAUCAACACAGACAGAGCUACAGGACGAUCCUGGAGUCCACCGCCGUCUAACUGUUGCAUAUCUCGGAUCUAUCUAGCAUUUCAUAAAAAACUGAGGGCAUGGAUUUAUCUCACAAUGUCAAUCGCAACAGUCAGACUAACACCACCUGCACUGGUUAAAGGAGGAGGACGGCACACCCUCAUUCUCUUCAUUGCAAGUCAAUCCGGUCCCCCUCUGGUGUCAGAUUUACUCCUGCAGUCUUUUACGCUCCAGAGCACCUGAAACUGCUCCAUCUCAUUUACCUGCUUGCCUGGCUGCCUGCCUGCAAAACAAAGCUAUGCAUUGGAUAGUACUCUACUGCACAAAUCCUCAGCUGGUGUCGAGUCAGCCCAGGCUUCCUCUUCUUUACCACUCCGUCUGCUGUGUAAGUUCGAUUCCUGUGCUGUCACCUGAAAACAUAACUCGUACAACAUAAACUUUCCUUUUUCUCCUCUUUCUUGUGUGGUUAUUGUCAGUUUCUGCUAAUAAGGGCAGUUGAGAUGUUUUGUUACAAAAGUGUACAAUAAGCAGGGUUUUCAUCUGAUGGCAGCAUUUGCCAGGCAAAGCAUCAGCUACUCUCAGCUUCUGGGAGUGGAGCUGGUUUUGUACACUUGGUGAGAGGCAGUUGAGGGAUGAUUCUGUACUGAAUCAGUAAAUGUUUGUUCAGGGACAGGCUGACCUAGGAAUCAUUGUUAAGUUAAUUUAAAACUGUGUCUUACCCCUCAUCCCCAAGACCCAAGCCAUUUCAGCCAAUGUUUAUGACAGCUGCACUUAUGGCUUGCAGGGACACUGACCCAUGGCCCACCAAGAGCUGUCAUUGGCACACACACUCAACAACAAGCACUGUCUGGUAUGUCCCCCUGUGUUCUGCAGUGGCUAGUUCCCUCAUUACGACUGAGCACAAUGUAGAUUGUAAUACGGCUUUAUCCAGUGCCUACAAACUGAUCGUUCUUGCAUCAGCAAACCUUGCAAAUCAAGCUUCUUCGCCAGGCUCCUUUUUGUCACGUCUGAAAGUCAUUUGCGACUGUCUGUUUAUGCCAAAAUACAUGUUUGCUAACCGACUCGUAGCUCAGAAGAGGAUGAGACAGAUGGAGCUGAGAGGAGAAACAUUUUCUCUUGCGGCUUCUUUUUCUCUGUUAUGCUUGAGAAUUGAAAUGCUUUGAGUACUGGCUGACACAUUGAGUCAUGGUCUACACUGUAGGCGAUGGCUCUUAAUCAUUGGUCUUUGUUGGUACACUACUUUUCAGGUAGCUCUUAAGUGUAGCUCACCAUCUUUGUGAAAGGUUUUGUCACUUCACUCAUCUUCCUCUGUGUGUUUAAGUAACAUUUAUAGGUCUUAUUUGUCAUAUUACUUGUUAAUAUACUAUUUUAGAUGCAUCUGUAAAUAGGGUUUGCAGGAUUUGUCAUGUGCUCAUGCUGUUAAUCUGCUGUUAGACUCUUGGACCGUUCUGUUGCCUUCAUCAUUCUUUCUUGUUGCAUAAGAAACUUGCCUUUACAGACAAAUGUUGGCGUGUUACCGAUUAGGCAACACCAAAUUUGCGUCAAAUUUCUGCAUUUUUCAUAGGAAUUAACCCUCAUUGCCAUAUUAAGUCUUCAGAUAACAUAUCUGAUCAUGUAUUUUUAUGCUGAUGACAUCGCGUGGCUAUUUUACUGACAACAAGCUUAAUGAACCAACUUCAGCUGCUGUAAAUAAUACUUUGAAAAAUGAAAUAUGUAAACAUGAGAGCAGUAUGUUCAGAGCUGAAUGUAACUGCUGUAAGUUGCUUGUCGUUUGACUUUACUCUAUAUGUAUAUGUACUUUUUCUCUGAAUGUAAUAGAAUAACAGCCUGACUUGUUUGCACAGCCAGAAUCUUCCUCUGACUCCCAAAACAAGAAAUUAACAAUACUUUAAUUGCCUGUACUUUAAGCAAGUGUUUGUUCAUUGGAGUGUCCUGCGAUACACUUUUGCAGUUGUAGCUCCAAUUCCUCGUGAUGGGGUGACUGAGUAGGUUAGUUUUGUGAUGGUGAGUGGUUGUCUCUUGUUUAGUGUGUGUGUGUGGGGGGGCGGCAAUGGCGCGUCUAAUUCAGGGUUUUCUUCAAGCUUGUUCUUGUAAUUUGAGAAGUGAGCGCAACGAACGGGUCCUUUUCAUGUUCUCACUUUUGAUGUCAGGAGCUACUGAACCAUACCAAUGAUUUGUGCAUCGAACAGGGCAUUGUACACGAGUAACAUCAACUCCACAUGGAACAAAUCCUAAACAGAGUCACAUUGAUCUAUUAUUCAAUCAAUGAAAGCCCCUGAAAACUUGUUUUCAAAUCUACAAUAUUUCUGUAUGACAUGAAAGAUCCUUGAAUAAAGAAAAAGAUUGAUCUGCCCAGGACAUAUGAAGCUACAGCCAGCAGCUGCUUACUUAACAUGGCAUGAAGCCUGGAAACAGGAGGAAACAGUUAGCCUGGCUCUGUCCAAAGGUAACCUGCCUGCAGCACCUCUAAAGCGCACUAAUUAGUAAACUAAGUCUUAGCGGGAGGUUUCUUGUCACCUGGCAACCUCAUGAUGACAACGCUUUGAACAGAUUAAACGAGGAGAUGCAACAUGUUAAUUAGUGGGGUUUAAAUAAGUGAAUUUUAAUACAUCAUAGGCAGACCCGGGGUAGCUGUUUCCCUCUGUCUUCAGUCUUUGUGCUAAGCUGAACUCUCAGUCUGUUGGACCCAACCUAAACAACCACGUAUUUAUUGUACAGACAUGAGUCGCAGCUAUCUUCUCGUCUAACUUUUGGCAAGAAAUCAAAUCAGCGUAUUUUCCCGAAUGUCAGAAAUAAGAAACUCUGCUGAUUGACACUGGCCAGACCGGUCGUCAGAUUUUGAUUGAAAUGACGGUAAAUCCAGACGGAUGCCUGGAAAUGCAUGACAUCCGGGAGAACACAAAUACAGAAAUCUCUCAUAUGAAGUAACCAAACCUCUGGCAGGAGCCUCGUGUCUCAUAGUAAAGAAGCUGAUUGAGAAAAUGGAUUUAUGCCUUCAAGGAAACUCGUCAUUUUGAGAAAUAGAUCACAGCUUUUGGAACUCUUAUUUGGAUUUGGUGCUUAAACUGGUUUAUGUAUAUAAUAAUUCUGUGUUUUCUUUAGCUUUUCCUAAAUUUUCUCUGUUUUAUUUAAAGAAUCUGUUUUCCUGCUGAAAUGUUACCUGUUUUUAUUUUUUUCCCUCCUGCUUGUUUCUGAUUCCAUAGUCAGUGUAUUGAUCACUUGCAUCAAAUAUGGAGUGGUGGUUUAAUUUUUUUUCUUUCUGAACUUUUCUUCAUGCUAAUAGGAUUUCUCCUGAGGUCGUGAUUGCAUUCAGACUGGUGACAGUGUCAAUGUUCAUUUUUAAAGGUGUUGUUCAUGUGGUUCUUGAGGUGACUUGUGUCGUCGCUCCAGAGCGGCGCGAUGAGCACAGGUCACUGUUCACGUUGAGGAGACAAAGGAGUUCUUGCCACAGUCAUUGUCAAUGUGAAACUUCAAAAACAAUAAAUCAAUGGGUGCCUUUUGUUUGUAAACCAAAAAGAAGGAAUAAACUGUUUAAUCCUC
Messenger RNA from Chelmon rostratus (copperband butterflyfish), 5472 nucleotides. It is a transcript of the gene far1, whose product is annotated as fatty acyl CoA reductase 1. The record is from RefSeq and is a predicted model, not a curated record. Gene Ontology annotation, biological process: long-chain fatty-acyl-CoA metabolic process. The transcript has 13 exons. NCBI's taxonomy places the organism in Eukaryota, Metazoa, Chordata, Actinopteri, Chaetodontiformes, Chaetodontidae. Gene Ontology annotation, molecular function: alcohol-forming very long-chain fatty acyl-CoA reductase (NADP+) activity. Gene Ontology annotation, cellular component: peroxisome. Bases 188 to 1741 code for a protein of 517 amino acids.